AUGAAUUCCUCGGAACAGGCCGAAGACCUGAAGGCAUUUGAAAGGAGACUGAUGGAGUAUGUCUCCUGUUUGCAACCGGCAACAGGCAGGUGGAGAAUGCUUCUGAUAGUGGUGUCUGUGUGUACGGCUACUGGGGCGUGGAACUGGUUAACAGACCCCGACACACAGAAGGUCUCGUUCUCUUCAUCACUGUGGAAUCAUCCCUUCUUCACCAUCAGCUGCAUCACUCUCAUAGCUCUCUUCUUUGCUGGGAUACACAGACGAGUUGUGGCACCAUCAAUUAUCGCUGCUCGAUGCCGGACAGUUUUAGCAGAAUACAACAUGUCCUGUGAUGAUACGGGGAAACUUAUUCUCAAACCCCGAACGAACAUCCAAUAA
This is a messenger RNA of Limanda limanda (common dab), 378 nucleotides long. Its product is annotated as nuclear envelope phosphatase-regulatory subunit 1-like. The record is from RefSeq and is a predicted model, not a curated record. NCBI's taxonomy places the organism in Eukaryota, Metazoa, Chordata, Actinopteri, Pleuronectiformes, Pleuronectidae. The transcript has a single exon. Gene Ontology annotation, cellular component: cytoplasm; Nem1-Spo7 phosphatase complex. The coding region runs from base 1 to 378 and encodes 125 amino acids.